GUUACGAUUUUUGAGAAUUUCAAAGAUUUCAUAUUUUUUCUACAUAUUGUGAUUUUCAAGGGUUUUACAUUUUACAAUAUUUUAUGAUUUUUAAAGAACUUACAUUUAAUAUAUAUCCUUUUGUGAGCAUCGUUGAAGAUAUUUGAUGACAUUUGGCAAUUUUCAUAUAUGCCUUUAGGAGUAUUUUUGAAGACCAUUGUUUUACAUGUUAUGGAUUAUUUUACGAGGGCAUUUUGAAGAUAUCUUACAAUAAUUUUUGAGUUCUUUUGAUAUAGAGUUGUGUUUUACAGUUUAAUUUUAACGUGUGUGUUUCAAAGUUAUUUUACAUCCAGUUUAACUAUAUUUUACAGCUCUCAUACAUAUUUUUACAUCUAUUGUAUGAUUCUUUAUUGUUGUUGGAUGUUUUCACAGUUCUGUCCCAUUAGUUGACAGUUUUCAGUAGAAGGACAAUUAACCGAUUGUCGUAGAAUAUUGUGAGGCCAAAAAGGAUUACGUAAAAUUUAUUUGCGUACUUGCGGUAGCGGCGGUUUGAUUUAAAAAAUAAAAUAAUAAUAAAAAAAAUUAAAAAAAAUAAAUAAAAUAAAAAUAGGUAAAUAAAUAAAUAAAUAAAAAACAUUGGAGAGCAAAGAUGAAGAAUAUAGGAAUAUUACUGGUAACCACCUUUAUAGGGAUAACCAGCGGAAUGUUGUCCAUAGAAAUAGAUCCGGAAACUAAACAAACAAUCUAUUUUGAUUUAUGUAAAGUAAUCGAGUGUGGAAACGAUGAGGCAGCAUGGCGAAGACAUGAUGUGUACGGUUGUCAGUGGCCCUCAAACGAAAAGCCAAGUGCGCCUUUCUGUCACUCGUGGAAAUUUGACGUACAUUGGUAUACUCAACCAGGUUGGGUGCCGCAAUCUCCGUUUUUCAGUAAAGCAACUAAAUCAAUUGAACGGUACAAAUUUAUAAGGAGCAUGACAUUUAGAAGAGGUGUAGGAGUAAACGGGGCAGGAAUAAAUCCGAUAGUAUUUGGGAUACCCCCGUCGAAAAAAUGGUUACCGAUGUGGAUAACAAUAGGAGUAGACCUCACAGGGAAAGACCCAAAAGGGGUACUGGAGAUAAAAGCAAAGAAAGUAAGAGUGGGGGAGAGCCUGGCUGAAAAAGUAGAGAAGCUCAAGGAUGAUAAAGAGGCGGUGGUAGCAUUCAUAGCCACAGAUGAGUUAAUAAAUGAGGAAGAGCAAUGGGCGAUGGAGACAGGUUAUCAGGAAGAGAAUAAGUGGUUGGAUUGGGCGAGGUAUACGGCCAGACAGGUAGGUGUGACAGAGUGCUUUGUUUGUGCUGGAGCAAGACCUAGGUUAGCGACCGUACCAAUACAAGAUAGAAACUGGACAUGCAUGGUAAGUUUAUUUAAUAAAGAGAUAGCAGGGUGUGAAGAGUAUGAGAGAGAAUUCCCGCCAACGGACAGGGCAAUACCACCUGGGGUACAGGUACAUAAGGGGAACUAUACUUGUUUUAGGAAUGAGGAAAACCUAGGGGUGAAUAGAGGAACGUUUGAGAAGGGAUGGUGCAAAGAUACAAUAUUAAUUACAGACACAAUCUGGGCAAGGGAAUUGGCUAAUCAAAAUAGAUACAGGGCAGACAUAUGGUGGUUAUGUGGAGACAGGAAGUUGCGGAGUAAGUUGAGAGGAUCCUGGAAAGGAGAAUGUACGUUGGUAAGAUUGAUAAUGCCGUUCACAAUUAUAAAAACCAUGGAACAGGAAAAUAAACACAGACGUAAGAGAGAUGCGCCUGGAGGAGCAUUCGACAAUAGAGUAUGGAUAGAUGGGGUAGGGGUACCAAGAGGCGUGCCGGACGAGUUUAAGGCCCGAGACCAAAUCGCGGCGGGUUUCGAGUCCAUCAUUUUCUGGUGGUCAACGUUGAACAAAAAUGUAGAUUGGAUUAAUUACUUAUACUAUAACCAACAAAGAUUCGUGAACUUUACAAUUGACGCGGUAGAAGGGAUAAAACACCAGUUGGGUAACACUUCAUUGAUGACGCUGCAAAAUAGGAUCGCGCUUGACAUGCUCCUAGCGGAACGCGGAGGUGUUUGUUCCCUUAUAGGUUCCGGAUGCUGCACGUGGAUCCCUAAUAACACCGCGCCCGACGGCUCCAUCACUAGGGCGCUAAACAGGUUAAAAUCGCUGCAAAAAGAAUUAGCGGAAAACUCCGGAAUCGAUAACCCAUUCAAUAGCUGGAUGACAAAAUGGUUUGGGCAAUACAGUGCGCUGAUCACUUCAUUAUUAAUGUCCAUCGCAGUGGCCGCGGCGAUACUUGUAACCUGCGGGUGUUGUUGUAUUCCAUGUAUCAGAUCUUUGUGUAACAGGUGGAUCGUAAAGAUCAGAUGCCACUGCUGGGAGCAGUAGGGCUAAACGAGGAGGAACCAAAGGAGGAGGAGUCAGAGGUUGAUCACCUGUAAAGGAGAUCAAAAGGGGGAAUGAAGGAAAAUUAAUACAUCCCCACAUCCGCAUAUCCUUGCAAUAUGAAUAUUAUCCUUGCUUUGAAUAAUCAUGAUUUUAUUAUUGCAUUAUUAAUGAUUGCAUUGCCUUUAAUCAUAAAGAUUUUAAGAAUAGCUUUAGAAUAUUAACCUUUAGAAUAUAGUAUUAAAGUUAGAAUAGUCUAGCAUGCUUAGAGAUAAGAUUCCAUUGCAUAUGACUCUAAAAGGUCAUGUCUGCAGAUUUUGGAGGCUUGCAGUCUUGUGUGGUAUGUAUGUAUGUGUGUUUUUUAACUUUUGCUUUGCAGAGACACCUGGGGAGAAAAACAGGAUGUCGGGGCGACAGGGUGAACUAAAGGUCAAUGUUGUAUAUAGCAGCAUGAACUUCUUAGACAGAAGUAAAACUUUCCAUCGAACGGGCCCCCACCCAACUACACAUAUAUAUUUUUGGGGUCAGAGGGAAAGGCAGAUCAGAUCAACCGCUCCUCGGGGGACCUGUUUCUGCAUUGGUGUUGUGUAAGGACAGGGACAGUUUUGACCCAGAGCUCUGUAAUACUUCAUUUGAGAUACUUAUUAAAAAUAAUUUGAUUUGAGUUACGUGUCUGAUCUCCUCAUUCAAAGAACAUGCAGGACAUUUAAAGUCC
Messenger RNA from Misgurnus anguillicaudatus (oriental weatherfish), 3089 nucleotides. Lineage: Eukaryota; Metazoa; Chordata; Actinopteri; Cypriniformes; Cobitidae. The record is from RefSeq and is a predicted model, not a curated record.